AUGGCCAGCCUGCUAGACCUCCCAGACGAGACGCUCGAGAGUGUGUUGCUGUGCAAUAUUGACGGUCGCACACUCCAUCAACUCACUCGUGUCAACAAGCGCCUCCACAGGAUCGCGAGUCCCAUCCUCGUCCAGUGCUGGCCAUAUUCCCAUGAACGCCUGCUGCUGCAUCUUUUGCACCAUCCUGAGCUCAGAAAGCACGUCAAGGAGCUCAAAUUCGAAAGUCUCGUUGCCUUCCGCGACCAUGAAGAAGACCACUCCGGAUGCGAGAUCAGUGACGAGAGCCUGGAGGUCCUCGCCGCAACCGUGGACGACGCGUGGCCAGCUCUAGCCAAGUCAACCAAGUGGGCAGAGUAUAUCCGCAAAGGCAACACAGACGCCUUGUGCACGCUGUUAUUAUGCUGGGCAACCAAGCUUUCCAGUCUCGACAUCACAAUACCAUACUUCGAUGCCAAGCAGCGCCGUGACUUGCUGGUCUUGCGCUUAGCAAGCCAGGUGGUCCGAACGUGGAAGAAGACGGGGUCCACGGGCUUGCCGCUUCUUGGGCUGAGGUCCGUGGUCUUCCGUCACUGGGACACCGAGUUCAGCACUGAUGGGCUAUACGCAGCGGCCUUUUUCCACUUACCCAACGUUAAAUCCUUCUCUUCAUGGAAGUUUGGUCUGUGGGGUUGGGGUGAAGGCUCCGAGCGAAAUUAUAACGACCCAACUCUUGGCUGGGUUCCUACGGCGAAUCCUCGCGACGAGUACAUUCUUGAUUUCCCCGUUGGCACUUCACCAAUAGAGGAGCUCAUUCUAGACGAGGUCGAUGUUUCCGUGGAAUCUCUGUCCAGAGUUGUCAGUGCCUGCCAAAGGCUCAAGCUGUUGCUGUACCGGCCAGGCCCAGUGUGCGACAAUUCCUGGCUAAGUUGGAGGGGGCUGGCAAACGUCAUGCUGCACCACAAGAAUUCGCUGGAGACACUUCUCAUUGAUUUCGAACGUCCCGGAAAUUCGAUUCUCUUCAGUGAUGAUGAGGAAAUGGAGCACGAUGGGAGUGAUGAUGCCAAUGACGAUGGUGAUAACUACGGACAUGAUGACGACCCUGAAGUUGGGAGCAUUCACCUGCGCGACUGUUAUCAAUAUCUUGAGUGCCUCAAGAGUUUGUCAAUUGAUGUCAGCUUCCUAUACAAGGAAGAUGACUAUGGUGACUACCAUAUCACGCCUAGUCGUCUGCCGAAUUCUCUAGUGAACCUACGACUGGAAGGCUUGUGUCUGACCUCAUUAUGGAAGCGAUCUAUCCAGGAGACUGAGGACCAAGUGAAUGACCUUGCGAGCUUGGUGCAAGAAUGUAACCUGGAUGGGAAGCUGCCCAAUCUCCGUCAGAUAAAUAUCGCCGAACGGUUGCCGCAGGACCUUGUCCUUGAGGCAUUUGAUAGACUGAUGGAGUUGGCAAAGGCGCGAGGAGUAAAGCUCACUUUCAUAAAACGAUGGGAAGAGCCUUGGGAGGAAAUUGACUGGUAUUAA
This is a messenger RNA of Fusarium vanettenii 77-13-4, 1500 nucleotides long. RefSeq lists its product as uncharacterized. The transcript has a single exon. The record is from RefSeq and is a predicted model, not a curated record. Lineage: Eukaryota; Fungi; Ascomycota; Sordariomycetes; Hypocreales; Nectriaceae. The coding region runs from base 1 to 1500 and encodes 499 amino acids.